GUCCUCGCGUGACGUACGUCGUCACAAGACACGCGAUAAUACAGCUACGAGUCACAUGAAAGAGUGUAGUUUUUCCCCCUUCAUGCUGGAUGUAGCGUCAAAGUAUUUGUUUUCAUAUCCGUGUCUUGUCUGGAGUAAGAGACAUGGAUGAGGACGGACUUCCGAUUACGGGCUCCGGAGUUGAUCUAACGACGGUUCCUGGCAUUCAGCAGAGAAGAAUUGUCGCUUUCCUCAACCAGUUCAUCGUCCAUACUGUUCGCUUCCUUAACAACUUCUCCACAGUGUGUGAAGAGAAACUCUCCAACAUAUCCCUCCGCAUACAGCAGAUUGAGACCACGUUGUGCAUUCUGGAGGCCAAGCUGUCCUCCAUCCCCGGACUGGAGGACGUCACAGUAGAUGGAGUAGGACCUGCCCCAACCGUCCAGACCAACGGAACCAGCGCUCCAAGUCAGACAGAUGGUCCACCAGUUGUGAUUCUUCCACCUUCAGAGGCUCCGAGUCCUCACAGCACUCCAGAAGAUGUGAUCAAGGAAGUAAACGUAAUGACGGUAGCCAAGGAUCCUCGCUACGCCAGAUAUCUGAAGAUGGUUCAAGUGGGCGUCCCAGUGAUGGCCAUCAGAAAUAAAAUGACCAUGGAAGGUUUAGACCCGGACUUGUUGGAUAAGCCAGACGCCCCGGUGCCUGACGGAGGAGGACAAAGUGCACAGGAUGCGGACGCCAACACUUCGGAUAGCGAGUCGUCCUUUAGCGACUGAUAAAUGUCCCCGCCGAAUUAGAUGUUUACCGAUUCCAAGUGCACUAUUGUGUAGUGUAAAGCAUUUCAGUUGCUAUUCUACUACAACUACCACAGUCUUGAACGACACUCAAAAUGUCCGAGGACGUUCUAGUUCUCCACCAAGCCCAAUUAAGUCAAAAGCAUUUAACUGCAAAGUUGCAGAAAUCUAAUAUGUUUGUUUUUAAGUAGACUUUCGCCCCCGACCCCCGGGAGGGUGCCGCAUUUAAAUACUUAUUUUAUUACAGUAACAUCAAAAGCCGCUGUACUACUACGCAUAUUAUUAUUUUAUUGAACUGUUUCAGCAACAGUUUAUAACUUGAAAAAAUAAAAAUAAAUUGUGCUCUUAUUCUUU
Doryrhamphus excisus (bluestripe pipefish) is the source of this 1127-nucleotide messenger RNA. RefSeq names its product WASH complex subunit 3 (gene washc3). The record is from RefSeq and is a predicted model, not a curated record. Gene Ontology annotation, biological process: actin filament polymerization; exocytosis. Gene Ontology annotation, cellular component: WASH complex. Lineage: Eukaryota; Metazoa; Chordata; Actinopteri; Syngnathiformes; Syngnathidae.